UAUAUGGUUUGCGCGCUCUCAUGCAGUAACAAUACUUAAAUCUAUGAGCUAAUAAUAUGCCGACAAAAUACAGCCUGCUGAGUGAUAAACAGCAUUUAUAGAGACCGUGGGUGGGAAUACAUUUAGUGUUCUGACGUGGGGUUAACAUCAGUGUGGAGAAUAAAAAGCGCAGUAUAAAAGAGUUGGUCCUGGACACAACUUGGUGGGAAAAUAGCACAGAACGUCAUCAGGAAGACAUGCGCGUCUCUUCACUAGCGGUGCGCGUGCUGUGCCUGCUGUCGCUCUCCUGCGCGUGCUACAUCCAGAACUGCCCGCGCGGGGGGAAGCGCGCCUCCGCCGAUCCAGCUAUCAGACAGUGCAUGGCGUGUGGUCCUGGAGCCAGGGGCCGCUGCUUUGGUCCUGGUAUUUGCUGUGAAGCAGGUUUAGGCUGCUCUGUGGGCUCUCGUGAAGCACUAAGCUGUAUUGAGGAGAACUACAUUCCCAGUCCAUGUGAGAAUGGAGGGAGAGCAUGUGGAUCUGAGCAGGGACGUUGUGCUGCUCCAGGUGUCUGCUGCAACUCAGAGAGUUGUGUUCUGGAUUCUGGCUGUUCAGAAGACAGCAGGCAUAACCGCCCUGCAGAAGGAAGCACUGUAUUGAGCAGUAUUUCAACAGGAGAGAUGCUUUUGCAUCUCCUCAGCCUGGCUACUGUGAAGCAGAGAGAAGUUCAACAGUUCAGCGAUACUUGAUUAUUUGUAUUAACAUACAAAAACUUAACACAAAGCGUGCUCUUACAUAUUUUUGUGUGUAUUAUGUUACCAUUUAUUGUAAUGAGCUGUACAGUUCUUCAUAGGGUUAAGUGUGUAAAUAUGUAGUUAAUAAAUAUUUCUUGCACUCUCACCUGCUAUUAAGUGUGUUUACUCCUGUAUUCUUUUUUUUCUCUCGUACACUCCUUUCUCCUACUUCUAACCGUUUCAUUUAAAGGGCUAUUCAUUUGGCUUCUGGUAAUUUCUUAUUCAUUGCAACUUCAUUGUUCAAGAAACAAGAUUAACCACUGUCGUUAAUGAGUCACUGUCACGCCAGACUGCUUCCCAGGAUGUAACAGGUGUGUGUCAACAAUAACAUCAAAUCCAGUUUUUACUGAUGUGACUGAUGCUUUAUCCCCAUUAUUCUUUAUCUCUGACAGAUCCGACAGAUUUCACAUCUUUUUGAAGAUCAAUCAACAGUUAAAGCCCAUUAUAAAUACACCAGACAUUGUACACAAAUAUGUAUGGAAUAAAAUUAAAAUUUUGUAUUUAAUCCAAGAAUUAUAACUAAUCUGAAAGGACUUUUUAUAUGAAGUCAUCCAUGCCAUCACCUCUGUAUAUUUGGAAAGUGAUUCUUUUUUCAAUAAUGGUAUUAAUUUUUUAUUUGUCUAGUGAAUAGUGUCUAAUUCUAUUCAACUGAUGUUAUGUAAUUGGUUAGUUGUUUAUUUAACUGUUCAGAGAUGCUUGAUAUUUCUAAAU
Messenger RNA from Ictalurus furcatus (blue catfish), 1481 nucleotides. RefSeq names its product oxytocin-neurophysin 1-like. Gene Ontology annotation, cellular component: secretory granule; extracellular region. Lineage: Eukaryota; Metazoa; Chordata; Actinopteri; Siluriformes; Ictaluridae. Bases 237 to 725 code for a protein of 162 amino acids. The transcript is spliced from 3 exons. The record is from RefSeq and is a predicted model, not a curated record. Gene Ontology annotation, molecular function: neurohypophyseal hormone activity.